Molecule: messenger RNA, 1707 nt
Organism: Lactuca virosa
Lineage: Eukaryota; Viridiplantae; Streptophyta; Magnoliopsida; Asterales; Asteraceae
Source: the annotation of a GenBank genome assembly
AUGGAGAAAUUGGUAUUCGUUAAAGAGCUUCACGCUCGGUUGAUUAAAACCCAUCUCCACACUGACCCAUCAUCAAUAUUUCCCGUAAUCCAAUCCUAUUCUCUUCAGCCAAGUAAUCUGCAGAGGACCCUUUUCGUAUUUGACCAAAUUGAAAGACCCACUUUGUCUAUCUGGAACAUUGUGAUCCGAUGCUUUGCGCAGAGCGAUCGUCCUGUUUUUGCACUCCAUUUGUUUGAUGAAAUGCGCGACCGAGGAUUGAUAGGAAAUAACCUGACCUCUAUAUAUGUUUUAAAAGCUUGUGGUCGUGCUCAAGAUGCUAGCUAUGGAGAAAAAAUUCACGCACAUUCGUUUAAGAUGGGGUUCAGAUCGUAUCUUUAUGUUUGCAACUCACUAAUUCAUAUGUAUGCUUCAUGUAAGCAGUUGGAAUGUGCGAAGAGAGUGUUCGAUGAAAUGCCUGAGAGAGACUUGGUUUCUUGGAACUCCAUGAUUUGUGGGUAUAGUCAAUCUAACAGAUAUAAAGAGGUUUUACGUCUUUUUGAUCUUCUCCAAGAAGCUGAUCUGAUCGCUGAUUCAGUAACAAUGGUGAAGGUUAUAUUAGCAUGCAUCAACAUUGGUGACAAGAGCAUCGGAUUGUCCAUGGCUAAGUACAUUAAAGAUAAUAUCAUAAAAAUGGAUGUUUACCUUGGAAACACUUUAAUCGAUAUGCAUGGAAGACAUGGUUCAAUGGAUUUGGCUCGUGAAGUAUUUGAUGAAAUGGAGGAACAGAAUGUGGUUUCCUGGAAUGCCAUGAUCUCAGGUUAUGCAAAAGCAGGCGACUUAACAGAUGCACGGAAGCUAUUUGAUAAAAUGCCAAAAAGAGAUGUCAUUUCAUGGACUACGAUGAUCACUGGUUACUCUCAAAGUUCUCAAUUCUCUGAUGCAUUAACUCUCUUUAUCGACAUGAUGAACACAAACAUUAAACCUGAUGAAAUCACAGUUGCUAGCGUGCUCUCUGCAUGUGCUCAUCUAGGCUCAAUCGAUAUGGGCAAAUCCGUCCAUGACUACAUUUGUAAAAACAACAUAAAACAGGAUUUAUACGUUGGGAACUCUUUGAUCGAUAUGUACUGUAAAUGUGGCUCAACAGAGAAGGCAUUAGAAGUGUUUCAAAAACUGGAACACAAAGAUUCAGUUUCCUGGACCUCAGUCAUUUCAGGACUUGCUGUGAAUGGAAAUGCCAAUUACGCCCUUGACCUCUUCUCCAAUAUGUUAAUGGAGAACACUAAGCCAAGUCAUGGAACAUAUGUAGGGGUGUUGCUUGCUUGUGCUCAUGCUGGCAUGGUGGAUAAAGGUUUGGAGUAUUUUGAGAGCAUGAAAAGAGACUAUGGAUUGCAUCCAGAAAUGAAACAUUAUGGAUGUGUAGUUGAUAUGUUGAGUAGAUCAGGUGAUGUUGAAAGAGCAUAUGAGUUUAUGAAAGAAAUGCCAAUGGAUCCGGAUGUGAUAAUAUGGAGGAUGUUACUAGGUGCUUGUAAGCUUCAAGGAAACAUAGUCAUAGGAGAGAUUGCCACUAACAGACUCCUUGAAUUGGAUCCUGAUAACAGUGGGAAUUAUGUUCUUUCAUCAAACAUUUAUGCAAGUGCUGAGAGAUGGGAUGAUGCUAUGAAAAUGAGAAAGUUGUUAAAAAAAGGUGAUGUGUUUAAACCAUUAGGCUGGAGUUGUUUGCAAGUUUGA